GUGGCCUCUUCUUCCUCCUCCGCGGCCGGGGACGGGGAACUACCCCCCGCCGGCCGCCGCAAAUCCUCCUGCUCGUCGUCGUGGUGAGCUAUGUCCGGGUCGGAGCACCCCAUGGUGGCCGCCGCCCGCGCCGCCCUCGCCCACCUCCAACUUCCCUUGCCCCCCGCCCCCGCCGGAUCCAAUAUGGAUCAUCAUCUUCUUCCUCAUUUCCUCCACAGGUCUCCCCCCUCUCCAUGCUUCCUCCUCCUCCGCACCCAACACAAGCCUAAACCGCCGCAGCCGCAGCUCCACCUCCUUCUCUGCACUGCUUUCGAUUCCCUGGCCCAUAGCCUGCAGGAGGUCCUGGACAAGCACAAACCAAAGCUACAUCUGGACACAUUAUUCCUCCAUGGAAACCUCCCUUUCGCAAAGGUUGGGGUACCGCCGCCUCCCCCGCCACCCGCACCCCUCCUCUCCCCACCGUCUGUCUCCGCCCACCACCAACACCAACCUGCAACUCCAACUGAAACCGAAACCGAGGACACUGCUGCUAAUGACUCUCCACCACCACGGACCCUGCCUGUUCGCCUGCUCAACAUCCCUGUUGACCGCCUACGCUCCACACUUUCCACACUUUCACUCACCGAGUUGAUUGACCUAGUUCCACACCUGGUUGCUAGGUCCUUGCCAUCCCCUGAUACUCAUCCAGACAAGAAGAAACUCUUCUCUGUACACCACUUCUUCCGAUAUGCAGAAUUUGAAGGAAAGCGAUUCUUUGAGGAGUUAGACAGAGAUGGUGAUGGUCAAGUCACCCUGGAAGACCUUGAGAUUGCAAUGAGAAAGAGGCGAUUGCCAAGGAGGUAUGCUCGGGAUUUUUUACGGCGCACCAGAAGUAACUUGUUUUCAAAAUCAAUUGGGUGGAAACAAUUUCUAUCCUUGAUGGAGCAGAAGGAGCCAACAAUAUUGCGGGCAUACACCACCCUGUGUUUGAGCAAGUCUGGGACACUUCACAAAAAUCAAAUUCUCACAUCUUUAAAAGGUGCAGGCCUUCCGGCCAAUGAAGAUAAUGCUGCUGCCAUGCUGCGGUACCUAAAUGCAGAUUCAGAAGAAUCAAUCUCCUACAGCCAUUUUCGCAAUUUCAUGCUCCUGCUUCCUUCAGAGCGCCUUGAAGAUGACCCUCGGAACAUUUGGUUUGAAGCUGCUACUUUGGUUGCUGUUCCUCCACCGGUAGAAAUAUCAACUGGAAGUGUUCUGAAGUCUGCUUUAGCUGGAGGUCUUGCUAGUGCACUUUCUACCUCCGUGAUGCAUCCCAUUGAUUCAAUGAAGACACGUGUCCAAGCAUCUUCUCUUUCUUUUCCUGAUCUCAUAUCAACACUUCCACAAAUUGGGCUCCGAGGACUUUAUCGGGGUUCUAUCCCCGCAAUUCUUGGUCAGUUUUCAAGCCAUGGUUUGAGAACAGGAAUAUUUGAGGCAAGCAAGCUUGUGUUAAAAAGUGUUGCUCCAACACUUUCAGAUAUUCAGGUGCAAUCACUCUCUUCCUUCUGCAGCACCAUCCUGGGAACAGCAGUCCGUAUACCUUGUGAGGUUCUUAAGCAGCGUUUGCAGGCUGGAAUCUUCAAUAAUGUAGGGGAGGCCAUUGUUGGUACCAUGCAAAAAGAUGGUCCAAAGGGCUUCUUCCGUGGCACUGGGGCCACUCUUUGCCGAGAGGUUCCUUUCUAUGUUGCUGGAAUGUGUCUUUAUGCAGAAGCUAAAAAGGCGGCACAGCAUGUGUUGAACAGAGACUUGGAACCAUGGGAAACUAUUGCAGUGGGAGCGUUGUCUGGAGGGCUUGCAGCAGUUGUCACAACUCCCUUUGAUGUGAUGAAGACUCGGAUGAUGACUGCUCCACCAGGCACCCCAGUCUCCAUGCAGUUGAUAGUUUUCUCCAUCCUUCGAAAUGAGGGACCUCUCGGACUGUUCAAGGGUGCGAUCCCCCGCUUCUUCUGGAUUGCUCCUCUCGGAGCAAUGAACUUUGCAGGCUAUGAGCUCGCCAAGAAAGCAAUGAUCCAAACUGAGAGUGACUCCGCAGACUCUGUACAUGAGAAGAGAACCACAGUGGGUUCCAGAGGAUGACAGAUCCAAAUUCACCUGGUUACUCUAUAUGGUGUAAAGAAAGGACAAGCCAUGCAACAGAAAUGUUUUUGCCCUUGUUGCAAAGAAUUAGAACCAUUUUUUGGCAUUGCCUUCGUGAUACAUGUACCAAAUGUUAGGUCCUUCUAUAUCCUUCCCAUCCUCCCCAACAGAGGGAAAUUUGUCGAAUUCCCAUUACCAUAGGCCUUCAUUAUACCACUGUAUAGUAGAUGACAACUACAGGAGUAGACGUGCUGCCCUUUCUUGCACAGUUCACUUCAUCUGUUGUUAUUUCUUUAGUAAUCCAGAACCUUGAUGACAUGUUCAUUAACCCUCCUCGUGAUUAGUUAGCUCAGUUGUGACAA
Molecule: messenger RNA, 2453 nt
Organism: Oryza sativa Japonica Group (Japanese rice)
Lineage: Eukaryota; Viridiplantae; Streptophyta; Magnoliopsida; Poales; Poaceae
Product: calcium-dependent mitochondrial ATP-magnesium/phosphate carrier protein 1
Biological process (GO): transmembrane transport
Cellular component (GO): mitochondrial inner membrane
Molecular function (GO): S-adenosyl-L-methionine transmembrane transporter activity; calcium ion binding
Source: RefSeq, a predicted model, not a curated record